AUGAAUAGUAAUAAAAAUGAAAAAAUAAAUAAAUUAAAAAAUGGUCAAGAAGGGGAUGAAAUGUCAAAAAAUAAGGAACAAAAACCAGCAAUCAACGAUUUAUUAUUUAAAUAUUUUUUAAAAUUAGAUAAAGAAGCAUCAAAAAGAGGUUUUACAGAAUAUGGUGGUUCCGACAAUGAAAAAGAAUCAGAAAAUAAAUAUAUUUUGGGUAGUCCAGUUUUAAACAAAAAAAAUAAAAAAAUCCAAAAACAAGAAAUUUAUUAA
Dictyostelium purpureum is the source of this 264-nucleotide messenger RNA. RefSeq lists its product as uncharacterized. The transcript has a single exon. NCBI's taxonomy places the organism in Eukaryota, Evosea, Eumycetozoa, Dictyosteliales, Dictyosteliaceae. Bases 1 to 264 code for a protein of 87 amino acids. The record is from RefSeq and is a predicted model, not a curated record.